Molecule: messenger RNA, 9935 nt
Organism: Episyrphus balteatus (marmalade hoverfly)
Lineage: Eukaryota; Metazoa; Arthropoda; Insecta; Diptera; Syrphidae
Exons: 19
Coding region: 110-9787 (3225 amino acids)
Biological process (GO): DNA integration
Cellular component (GO): nucleus
Molecular function (GO): nucleic acid binding; zinc ion binding
Source: RefSeq, a predicted model, not a curated record
UUUUUUGUGUCACUUUUUCAAGAUGACAGAUUUUCGUUUUGUGAUAAAUUAAAAAUUUUUUGAUAGUGCUUUUAAAAGAAGAAAACAAAUAAAUUUGUAAACUUAAAAAAUGGAAAAUAUAGUGUUUAUGGACCAGCUUACGUGUCGAACAUGUUUAAUAAAUGUCGAAGUUUCUAAUUCAUUGCAUGAUUGUGUUGAAUUCGAUACAAAAAUCGAACUCAAAGAGAUCUUAUGGAAGGUGUCUAGCGUCGAGAUUGAUUGGAAUAAAACAAUACAACUUACAAGAAUUUGUAACGAAUGCACGGAAAAACUAGUUAAGGCAUAUGAAUUUCAAACACAAGUUGAGGCAAGUGAGAGACGCCUCAAUGAAUAUUUUGAGGAUGUCAAGAAGUCUGAGGUUCAAAGAGAUGAUGAAGAUGGAGAUGAAAACGAACAACAAAUUCCUUCAGCUAUGAACUCUCCAUCUCCAUCUAAUGAUGCUUUUAUUAUCGAAGAAGAUGAUGGAAAUAUAUUAGACUUGAUUACAUUUAAAACAGAAACUUGCAGUCCUACCAAAGACGAACCGACAGAAGCUCCUUUUAUCAAUAAAAUCGAGGUAGAUGAGCCAGCAGAAGAAUCAAAAGAUCUCGCCCCUAUAGAUAACGAAGAAGAAAUAAUUGAAGAAGUAUCUGAAGAAAAAGAUGUAUCAACUAAGAGAAAAAGUAAAACCACAAAAGAACCAAAAGUGAAAAAAAUUAAAAAGCCAAAAAAAGAAAAAGUCGGCAGAAAAGGAAAAGCGCCAAGUUUACUUGAGGAUGCAGCUUUUCAAUGCAAAACAUGUGCAAGGAAAUUUUUUUCCACAGAAACCCUAGAACGCCACCAAAAGUGUCAUUUAGGUUCUGGUUCAUUUCAAUGUAGUAAUUGUGCUCGAAGUUUUACAAAAAAGGAUAAUCUCUUACGUCAUAUGAUAACACACAAAGUGACCGAAGAUGUUCCUAAGAAGCAUAAAUACAAACAUGGACUUUGCCCACAUUGUGGUGAAAGUUUUCCCGCAGCAAGUUUGAUAAUUCACAUUCGACGUCAUACAGGCGAAACACCAUACAAAUGUGAUAUUUGUGGAAAGGGCUAUCCUCGUCUGCAAGAUAUGACGAUACACAAGCGUUUACACACAGGAGAGAAGCCGCACGUUUGUCUAACAUGUGGCAAGGCUUUUUCAAGAACUAACUCAUUGGCCCGACAUAUUCGUGUGCAUACGGGUGAACGACCAUACAAAUGUAAUCAAUGUGAUAAGGCAUUCGCGCAAUCGAACGAUUUGAAUUUGCACAUUCGUCGUCAUACUGGAGAGAAGCCGUACAAGUGCAAUAUUUGUAAUUUGAGUUUCAUCAACGGAUCGAUAUUGAAAAAUCAUCGAAAAUCAGCUUCACACUAUGAGGUCGAUGAAAAGGGGCCAGAUCGUUAUGAAAAAAUUCGUGUAACAAAUCCACAUCGAGCUUGUUGGAUAACUAAGGGAGAUGAAAAGGUAAUAGCUGAUAAGGAUAUAAAAGAAUCGAUAACAGCGUCGAAGGAUGAAAAAGAAGAAAAUGAUUUUAAAAUGGAUAAUAUACAAUAUUUGGAUAAUUUGACUUGUCGAGUUUGUUUAAGAAAUAACAUUGGUGUUUCGAAUUCGCUCUAUGAUUGUGUAGAAUAUGAAACAAAAAUUGAAUUGAAGGAAAUUCUAUGGAAGUUCUCAAAUGUUAGGAUUCCUGAUAAUGAAAGUAUACUACCAACACGUAUUUGUAUGUCCUGCACAGAAAGACUUCUUGAGGCAUAUGAUUUCACGAUAACAAUUAUGGAAAGUGAGAAAAGACUUAAAAUUUAUUUAAAGAGUGUGGUCAAGAAUGUCGUCUUUAAACUGGAUGGAGUGCAAGAAGAGAACAAUUCAGUUCAAGAAAUCGAACAGCCUCCUCCAGCGCCAGCGGAAGAUGAAGCUUUUGUUAUUGAUGAACUAUCUGGAGAACCAAUUGAAGAUGAUUAUGAUUUUGAUGAAGAGGUUGUUGUCGUCCAAGAUAAUCAAACUUAUGAUAUUGUGAUGCAGAAAACGACUGCCGAAAUAGUAGAAGGAGAAGUGGAAGCAGUGGUUGUUGCCGAUGAAGGACUAGUUCAAAUAGAUACAAUUAAAGAGGAAAUAAAAUGCAUAGAAGAUUUUCCUGUUAAAUAUGAGACAAUCGGUGAGGGUGAAAUCUUAGAAAAUAUCUCAAUCAAAUCAGAAUCAGCAGCACCUGAAUCAAUGGUUGUGGAACAACUAGAAGAAAUUAAUUGUGAAAUAAGCGAGCAGAUGGAAAAUGAAAAUCAAAUUGAAGAACAAACAAUACAAAUAGAAAUUCCAACUAAAACCUAUCAAUGUUCAGUUUGUCCAAGAGUCUAUGCUAAACGAGAAACAUUUUUACGCCAUCAAAAGUCUCAUCUAAGUACUGGCUCAUUUGAGUGCAGUCAUUGUGAUAAGAGCUUCACUAGAAAAGAUAAUCUGCUUCGACACAUGACAACACAUAAAGAAUCAAGUGAAGGUCAAAAGAAGCACAAAUACAAACAUGGCUUAUGUCCUUUUUGUGGUGAGAGUUUUCCACAAGCAAGUCUAAUUAUCCAUAUACGACGACACACAGGCGAAAAACCCUACAAAUGCGAUAUUUGUGAUAAAGGUUAUCCACGCUCUCAGGACCUUAUGAUACAUAAAAGAUCACACACUGGUGAAAAACCACAUUUAUGCAAUACAUGCGGAAAAGCUUUUUCGCGCCCAAACAAACUUGCUCGGCACAUUCGAGUUCAUACUGGUGAACGUCCGUACAAAUGUACACAAUGCAGUAAAGCGUUUGCACAAUCCAAUGAUUUAAAUUUGCAUAUUCGUCGACACACUGGCGAGAAGCCAUACAAGUGCGGUAUAUGCAAUGAAGGCUUUAUUAAUGGAACAGCGCUUAAGAACCAUCGAAAAUCAGCAAAGCAUUUUAGUAAAGAGGAUCAGCGACCGGAUCGUUAUGAGAAAAUUCGAGUUACAAAUCCACAUCGACCUUGUUGGAGAACAAAACUAAAUGCAACGGAAUCUGCUAUUUCUAAUAAAGAAGAUGAAUCUGCAAAUAUUGAGCAGGAAUUAACUUUAGUUAUAGAAGCCGAUGACAGUUCUUAUUUCAACGAUAGUGAGCCGGAAGCGGAUCCGGAGUCGCUUCAAGAAAGCCACCCAAUCGAAGAAAACCCAGUAGCAAAAAUUGAGGAAUUUGAAGAAAAGUACACACCGGAGAAUUUUGUAUGCAAUGAAUGUGGGCGAACAUAUUCCCGUAAAAAGAAUCUUGACAAGCAUAUGAAAACACAUAAGGAACUAGCAGAGGGCGUUAGAAAACCUGCAGAAAAAUUUGGUAUAUGCCCACAUUGUGGUGAUAUUUUCCCACAAAAAAAUUUACCCGUACAUAUACGUCGGCACACAGGUGAAAAGCCAUAUGCUUGUGAUCAAUGUGAAAUGCGAUAUGUUCGGAAACAAGAUCUCAUUGUACACAAACGCUGCCACACUGGUGAGAAGCCUCAUAUAUGCAUUACUUGUGGAAGAGCAUUUUCACGGGCAAAUCAGCUUGUACGACACAUUCGAGUGCAUACGGGUGAACGUCCUUAUAAGUGCACUCAAUGUGACAGAGGAUUUGCCCAGAGAAACGACUUAAAUCUUCAUAUACGUCGACAUACCGGCGAAAAGCCAUAUCAAUGUGGUUUGUGUGGUGAAAGCUUUAUAAAUGGCACCAACUUAAAAAAUCAUCGAAAAGUUUCUGGUCAUUACGAAGAAGAGAGACGAGAUCGAUUUGAGAAAAUUCGUGUGACCAAUCCCAGAAGAUCAUAUCGAGCAACUCCGUUACCUAAACAACCGCAAGUACCAGUUGCACCUGUUUAUGUCACAGAAAACAUUGGAGUCAAUGAAGUUGACGAAAACGACAACGUGUCUGUUAAAACCAGUGGUUCUCUUCCAGUGGAAAUGCUUGACCUAAAUGAAAUGGACCAUUUCAGCGAUAGUGAGCCGGAGCCGAUUCAAGAAACCGAAAAAAAGCCAGUAACAAAAAUGGAGGAAAGUGAAGAAAAGUAUACACCCGAUUCACAGAAUUUUGUAUGCAAUGAAUGUGGGCGAACAUAUGCUCGUAAAAAGAAUCUCGAUAAGCAUAUGAAGGCGCAUAAAGAGCUUGCAGAGGGUGUUAGAAAACCUCCAGAAAAAUUUGGCAUAUGCCCACAUUGUGGUGAUAAUUUUCCCCAAAAAAGUCUACCCGUACAUAUACGCCGGCAUACCGGUGAAAAGCCAUUCGCUUGUGAUCAAUGUGAAAUGCGAUAUGUUCGAAAACAAGAUCUUAUUGUACAUAAACGAUGCCACACGGGUGAAAAGCCUCAUAUAUGCACUACUUGCGGCAAAGCAUUUUCACGGGCAAAUCAGCUUGUACGACACAUUCGAGUGCAUACGGGUGAACGUCCUUACAAGUGCACACAAUGUGACAGAGGUUUUGCCCAGAGAAACGACUUAAAUCUUCAUAUACGUCGGCAUACCGGCGAAAAGCCCUAUCAAUGUGGCUUGUGUGGUGAAAGCUUCAUAAACGGAACCAACUUGAAAAAUCACAGAAAGAUUGCUGAUCAUUAUGAAGAAGAGAGGCGAGAUCGAUUUGAGAAAAUUCGAGUGACCAAUCCCAGAAGCAACGCCAAGAUCUGUAGAUUUGCUCAAACAAUGGUUACAGAAAAAAUAAUAAACUGUGAAGAGAAUGUUGACAACACUUGCCUUUCAUCAGAAAAAUCAUAUGCAGAACUGCAGGAAGAAUCUGAAGAGGAAAUUGUUAAGAGUCCAAAUGCUAAACCCAAACUACAAAAACAAAAAUUCCAUAAAGUAAAAACUGAGAUCGCUACAUCCGAUACAAAUAAUAAGAACGAAAUAAUGGCUUGUGACGAUAAUUUAAAGACAAACAAUCCUGAUCGCAUACGCCCCUAUAGGAAAAACAAAGAUAAAACAAAACAAACCUACAAAUCAAAAGAGAAAAAGUAUGGUAUUUGCCCUUAUUGCGGUGAUAGAUAUGCCGCUUCUAGCCUUAACCUACACAUCCGUCGACAUAUUGGUGAAAAACCUUACAAAUGCGAUAUGUGUGAAAAAGCGUUUGUUGAAUUGUACGAUCUGAAACGACACAAACGAAUGCACACUGGUGAAAAACCGCACGUGUGUUCGAUUUGUGGCAAAGCUUUUGCUCAGCAAAACAAACUGACGCGUCAUAAAUUGAUACAUACUGGGGAACGUCCAUACAAAUGCAAACAAUGUGAUAAGGCAUUUACUCAAAGCAAUGAAUUAAAUUUACACAUUCGUCGUCACACGGGUGCCAAACCGUAUAUGUGUGGCAUUUGUGGUGAGUGUUUCAUAACUGGAACAUUUUUAAGGAAUCAUCAGAAAGCAGUGUCGCAUUUCCAAGAAGAUCAACAAGAUCGUUUCAUAAAGAUUCGAGUGACCAAUCCUUCUCGUUCGUAUCGAAAUGGAGGAGGUAUUAAAAAACUACAAGAAUCGAGUCCAUAUGAAGCCAAGACAUUUGAUGAGUUGACCACGCAGCUUUGCAUGUACGAAAGAAAUUUCAAGAAAACAGAAGAUAACGAUAAUUUAGCUCAAGAGGCGCUAAUUGCAUCCAGAUUCGACAAAAAGAAGCAAGAAGUUCGACCAAAACAAAAUUAUUCAAGAAACAAGAGAGAAGAUAUUUGUAAUUUUUGUAAGAAAAGAGGUCAUUGGGUUCGAGAUUGCAAGAAGUGGUUAGCUGAAGGAAAACCAGCAAAAGACAUGAAUUUUAGCAGAAAUCCAAGCAACAUUGUUGAUACAAAUGCAUCUUUAGUGUCUGUUUGCAAUAAUGCCUAUGCAACUGAACUAAAUUCAAUGGAUUGGUGGAUCGAUAAUGGUGCUACAAGACAUGUCACCAACUCCCGAGACUGGUUUAUCGAUUUUGAAGUAUUUGAGAGUUCAUGUCAAAUUCAAGCUGCUGGAAAAGAAACUCUUACAGCUAUUGGAAAAGGGAAAAUCAUAGUCCAAUCAACUCACAACAAUGAAGAAGUUACCUUGAAUGAUGUUUGGUAUGUACCUUCUAUUUCGAGAAAUUUAUUUUCUGUUCUAGCCGCUCAAGACCGAAAUCGAAACAGUGUUUUCAAGUCCACAACUACACAGUGUUCGCUUGAUGUUAAUGGCAAGAUAGUGUUACGUGGAUAUCGUCAUGUGAACGGAUCUUUGUACAAGGCAGCGAUCACACCAAUAGUUUCGAAAGUGAAGUCAGAUAUGCAGUUCAAUGUAGUGGUGGGAGAUGAUACGACACUACAACUGUAUCAUGAGCGGUUUGGACAUCAAGACAAGAGACACGUCAAAAAGAUAAUAGAAAAAGAAUUAGGCAUCAAAGUCAAGCUUGACCAGAAUUUGUGUGAGCCGUGCAUAUAUGGAAAAGCACAUAGAUUACCAUUCGGAACGAGAAGAAAAGCGACUAUACCAGGAGAGCUUGUGUCCACGGACGUGUGCGGACCCUUUAGCGAUUCUUUUAAGAAGAAAAAGUAUCUAGUUGUUUUUAAAGAUAGUUUCUCUAAAUUCCGGUACGGUUUUGCAAUAGAACACAAAUCUGACGUCAAGAAUGUCUUAAAAGAAGUGAUAGCUAAUGCCAAGAUUUUGGGUCAUCCGAUUAAAGAAUUAUUGAGUGACAAUGGCGGUGAAUUUGACAACAGAGAAGUCAAAGAGAUUCUUCGAUUAAAUGGAAUCACUCAAAGACUGACAGCGCCAUACACUCCAGAGCAGAAUGGCGGCAGUGAACGUGAGAACCGUACUUUAAUUGAAAUGGCAAGAACUUUUAAGUAUUCAAGUAGAGAAGCUGAAUAUCCAGAAGCAAUUUGGGCGGAGCUUGUAAACACCUCGGUUUACAUCCUGAACCGAACUGGGAAGUCAUCAGUUGAUGGAGUUAGCCCAUACGAAUUGUGGAUUGGAAAGAAGCCGAGAAUCAAGCACUUAAGAAUAAUAGGUUCAACUUGCUACACCCAUAUUCCUGUUCAAAAGAGAAAGAAAAUGGACAGAAAAGCAGUUAAAGGCUAUAUUGUUGGAUAUGAUGGUGAUGAACGAUACAGAAUUUACAUCAAAGAACAGAACAAAGUUAUCCUGUCAAGAGACGUUAAAUUUCAGGAAAAUCCAAUACUAUGUGAAAAUGCAAUAAAGUUACCCUUCAAAGAUGUUGACCCAACCGGGGAAGAGCAAAAUGAAGAACAAAAUGCAGAGAAACUUGAUGAAGACGUAAUCCAACAAGACCAAGAAGAACAACAAAAUCAACCAAAUCAACAAAAUCAACAAAACCAACAAAACCAAGAAGACCAACAAGACCAGAGAAAUCUAAGAAAUAGAACAGCUUUAAGAAGACCUAAAAAUCUGGAUGAUUAUGUCAUGGCAGCGGAAGAUUAUGUCAAUUUUUCUUCAAUUCCUGAAACAUUCCAAGAAGCUAUCAACAGCAAAGAAAAAUCAGAGUUGGUGAAAGCUAUGGAAAGAGAGAUGACAUCAUUGCAACAAAAUCAAACCUGGAAGUUGACAACUUUGCCAAGAGGAGCAAAAGCAAUACCUUGCAAGUGGGUAUAUUGUCUAAAGAAAAAUCCAGAUGGCACCAUUGACAAAUACAAAGCAAGACUAGUGGCCAAGGGAUUUAGCCAACGAGAAGGUAUCGAUUAUUGUCAAACUUUCAGCCCAGUAGCCAAGAUGGGGACUAUAAGAUCAGUUUUGAGUAUAGCUGCUAGCGAAAAGAUGCACCUUAUUCAGUUUGAUGUUUCAACAGCUUUCUUGUACGGUGAUUUAGAAGAAGUCAUCUACAUGAAACAGCCAGCUGGAUACGAAGAUGGAACCGAUAAGGUAUGCAGACUAAUGAAAAGUUUAUAUGGUCUUAAACAAUCCUCUAGGUGCUGGAACAAGCGUUUCGGAAGUUUCAUAUCUAAACUAGGCUUCAGAGUUAGUGACGCUGAUCCUUGUUUAUAUAUGAGGGAAAGAAACGGAAAGAAACUUGUUCUUGUGCUGUAUGUAGAUGAUGGGCUGGUUGGUUCAACUGAUCAAUACGAAUUAGAGAAAUUCAUCGAAGAACUGAAAACCGAAUUCAAGAUCACCUCGAAGAAAGCGACGUUCUUUUUGGGACUAGAAAUAGAACAGAAUGAAGAAAGAAUAAAAGUCAGCCAAAAAGCACACGCAAGAAAAAUCCUCGAUCGUUUUCAGUUUUCUGAAUGCAAGUCAAUUUCUACACCAAUUGUGAAAAAUUCAGAAACUUCAAAAACAGGGAAAGUAGAUAAUGAAAAUCACAAUUUUCCGUAUAGACAAGCAGUUGGUGCACUGAUGUACUUAAUGCUAGGAACCAGACCAGAUCUAGCAUACACAGUAGGAUUUUUGUCAAGAACCUUAGAGAAUCCAUCCAAAGAAGAUGUAUCUAGAGUCAAAAGAGUGUUCAGCUACAUAGCUGGAACUUUGGAUUUAGGGAUUGAAUACAAGAAAGAUGACAAAACCAGAAUCCUAAAAUGUUAUAGUGAUGCUGAUUUUGGUGGAUGCCAAAGCACUGGGCGUUCAACUUCUGGUGUUGUUAUAACUCACGCAGGUGGAGCUAUUUCCUGGCUCAGCCAAAGACAGGCCAUGGUUGCAACAUCAACAACUGAAGCUGAGAUCGUUGCAGCGAAUGAAGCAGCAAAAGAAAUAAUUUGGCUGUGCAGAUUAUUCGAAGGAAUAGUCAAAUUAAAACAGAUUCCAGUUCUUCAAGUGGACAAUUCUGCAGCUGUAAGAUUGGCUCAAAACCCAGAAUUCCACAGAAGAACUAAACACAUCGCUACAAAACACUUUUUCAUCAGAGAAAAAGUAACCGAAGGAAAAAUCGAAAUCCAACAGAUAUCAACCGAAAAACAAGUUGCAGAUAUCAUGACUAAACCCCUUCCAUGUCCAAGACUGAAACUGUUAUGCAGCGAAGAAAAUUUAAAAUUAUAUGAAAAACUUAACGUCCAAGAUAUCGCAGACGACGAUUCCGUUAAGGACGAGAAUACAUUUCCGGAGGCACAUGAAGAAUCAGGGGAAAUUUGCGAUUACAGUGAUGUGAAUGCUGAUUCAGAACCCGAAACAAGUUCAAAGCCAACAUUACGAAUAAAAAGAAUUCAAAAACCGAAACCUGAAAAACCCAAAGCAAAAGAAUCGCUCAAUUGUACCGAAUGCGGCCGAAAAUUAUAUAGUCAAAAAAAUCUAUUGAGACACAUGCAAAGGCACAAAGAGGGAUUUAUGGUGAAAAAGCAAUGCAAAUUAAGCAUUUGUCCAUAUUGUGGGGAUUAUUUUCCCCAAACAAGUUUGAGCAUACACAUUCGCCGUCAUACGGGAGAAAAACCCUACAAAUGCGAUAUGUGUGAAAAAGCAUUUGUUAGACAAGAAGACCUUAAAAUACACAAGCGCUCACAUACUGGUGAAAAACCUCAUGUGUGUACAGUUUGUGGUAAGGCUUUCACGAGACGUAAUAAACUAUCCCGGCAUAUUCGGGUACACACUGGAGAACGUCCAUACAAAUGCAAUCAGUGCGAUAGGGCAUUCGCCCAGAGAAACGAUUUGAACUUGCACAUUCGUCGUCAUACAGGUGAGAAACCGUAUGGAUGUGGUGUGUGUGGUCAAAGUUUCUUUAAUGGAACGUUAUUAAGGAACCAUCAAAAAUCGGAAUCACAUUUUGAAGAAAAACAAAUGGAUCCUUUCUUAAAGAUUCGUGUAACAAAUCCAACACGGACUCAUCGAAAUCCUCUAAGCAAGCGAGUCUUGAAAAAUGAGUCUUAAAAAAUUAUAUUCAGUUUUGAGCAUGAAAUAUCCUAGACCAAUGGAAAACAUCGUUACGCUAGCAUUAAGUACGGACACUUAAACUUUGUAACUUAAAUGCAUUGAAAAAAUUAAUGUAUUUUAAUAAAAUUAAAUUCAACCAGCCUCA